CGAAUUGACCGCUGACCCAGUGACUGAGGUCUGGGGCAGCGUUACAGUGAACACAGCUGCCUCCACCAGCAUCAAACCAGAGAGGAGAUGGACAGACAGGAAGCGAUCCUCCACAGAACGAAGAGUAAAAAGCUCCUCCGUCGACUUUUAAAGUUACACCAAGGUGGAUUAGCUAAUUACUAAUUCUGCAUUACAGCUGCUUUGGCAGAAGCCUCUGAAGUUUGUAAAACCUUUCUCAGUGCAGACACUUCAGAUCCGCUUGUAAACGUCCCACUGCUACUUUUUAUUUCACUUGUAAAACCUGGGUUCAAGUCCAUAGUUUUAAAAGCCUCAGGUCUGCAUUCAGGCCCUGCUGGCAGCAGACGAUAGGCCACUAUCACGUAUCUAAACACAAAAGAAUGGCUUGAUUUAUGCCCAGCCUGGGUAAAUACAGUCUGACCACGUGAUCCGCAGUGUGACCAAUGGGGAGCGGGGAAGAAGGUACGGGCAGCAAAAAAAUGACUACCAUUUUAGGGGAGGAUGUAAGCCACUAUACCAGCCCAUCCAACGUUUUACAGUCGCACUUAAGUGUAUUUUUAUUGAAAUAAUAAAAUAAACAUGUCGCUAACGAAUUAUUAUUCCAUGAUGGGGCUCCACACCGAAGAGCCGUAUGGGGCCCAUUUCAUCCCGGGAGGUUUUCAGGGCUCGACGGCCGGCUGCGCAAAGCCGUCCCGGGGAGUGGAGGAGGAGGAGGAGGGGACCCCCGGCUCGCACAUUCCGGAUUUUUCUCAUUUUUCCAACAAACAAACGGGCUUGAACGGCUUCUCGCCCUGGACCAACACCUCCACGUCCUCGUCGUCGUCCUCUCCGCAGCUGCAGUCCGCCCCUGGCGCCUCCAUCCCCGGGCUCUUCCAUCCACACCACCUCCUGAGCCACCACCACCCGUACUACGGCCCGCAGACGCACGCGGAGCACUUCGCGUCGUCCUCCGCCGCGGAGGCCCGGUUUGUGCGCUGCUGGGAGGGCGCCGGCUCCGCCUCGGACGCCGCCUUGUCUCAGGCGUCGCUCGGCUUCGCCGGGUGCGUCCCGGCGCAGGGCGAGCUCGCCGGUCGCAGUCCGAGGUACGAGGCGGUGAAACCCGAGAAUUCACCGCCGUCACGCGACAGCCCGGACGACUCCAGCUUCACCAGCCCGACCGAGGUGGUCCUGGAGCGGCUGGGGACGGCGGAGGAGCUCGGCAGGAAGUCUGAGCCCAAAAAGGAGGACGAGGAGAGACCGGCGCCGCAGCAGCAUGACCCGGAAAAUCCAUCAGCAAGCUGGAUCCACGCCAAGUCCACCCGAAAGAAGAGGUGUCCGUACACCAAGCACCAGACCCUGGAGCUGGAGAAGGAGUUCCUCUACAACAUGUACCUGACCCGGGACCGACGCCUGGAGGUGGCGGGACUUUUGAACCUGACAGAGAGACAGGUGAAAAUCUGGUUCCAGAACAGACGGAUGAAGAUGAAGAAGCUGAUGAUCCGAGAGCGGAGGAGUAUGAACGAAUGAUCCAUCAUUCGUUCAUACGGGAGGUGGUGAGGCUGAAGCAGGCCAUGCUUCACCAUGUUUAAGGUCAGCUGAUGCCGUGGGAUCCGGCGCAGACCGUGGAGCCAACAUGGCUGCCCUGCAAAACUGCAGCGAAGCUCUGCGUGGGAGACCACAUUUAGCUGCAACACCACGUUUUUGUUCGUUUUUUGGGCCCUCGUCGACUCUGAUGCAGAAUUGUUCCAUAUGCAUGUGGCAAAUUUAAAGACAGUCAUGCUUCUAAAAGAAGAGAAGCUGGAUAUAAGUAAAAUGAUAACAUACGUGAUGUGUGAAGUGAAGAGUCGGAGAGACAAAGAGCAAAGGCUGCUCAUUUGUGACCACAGCUGUUUUUGAUGAGGGCAUCUGAUGUCUAAAUCUGGAACCACCUGACACAUACUUCACAUCAAUUGGCUGCGAUUUCGGCCAAAAUGUGAGCCGUGCUUUAUGAUUUAGUGCUAAAACCACCAUCCUUGUGAAAAAAGUCUGAAUUCAAUGACGCAGCCGUCAGACAGGAAUCCUGAGAGUGAUGCACAGCACAGAGAGGGUCCGAGGGUCAAAUGGAAGAGGGGCGGAAGGAGGGAAGCUGUUGGUGGCUUUGCUUCAGCGGUGAAAUCAUCAUAAGCCGUAUGUCGGACCAUGGGAUUCACUGUCAUGGAGCUGAUUUCAUGUGAAGUCAGUGGGAUCAUGUGAGAUCAGAGAGCAUCACGUGACUACGCUGCUUCACUGUAUGAACAUGAAAUCCUCCCAUAAUCAUCCCCUUAUUGUGGAGACGGAUGCUGUGCUGGAUGCAACCUGUUGGACUUGAAUUCGUUGUCGACCCACAUCUUAAAGGCUCCGUGUGACGUGUUCAGGUGAGCUCUGCUUCAUGACACGCGUGUUACAGCUGAUGCCGGUCUCCCCCAAAGAGCUUCUCACGUCUCUGAACCUGUGCAUGGACUUAUCUGUUGUUAUUGUUGUUGCUGUUGUUCUGUGUGUAUGUUGUUACCGUGAGUCUUUGUGCAGCUGUGCUCAUGCCUGUACCCCCCCCCCCCCCCCCCCAACACACAUACACCAGUCAUGGCUAAGCUAUGAUGGGCAGCAGUGCAGUGUGAGGGUCAUUGUUCACCGUUAGCUCCUGGGACAAACGACGCACAAACGAUCCUGGACGCAUGGAAACGAGUGGAUGAUCUGUGGAAGUGAUGCCCGCGUUGUCGCCCGCCUCUGUGACGAUGGGGCGGCUUCAAGAACAAGGAACAGAAGAGGAAGGCAUCAGGCCGGGGCCGACGGCGGCAGACGUGUGCUGGAGUCAGGAUGUGAUAAAAUGAGGCCUCCGGUGCUCAGUCAGGCUUAAUAUGCUGCUCGUGGUCGUCUUUUUUAAAGGAAAUAAAUCACAGACUACAUGGUUGAUAAUCACAGGACCUCUGUGUUGGUUUUUACCCUCAGUGCUUCUUGGUGACUUCCUACAAUGACUGGUUCUUUGCUUUACACACAUUUUCAGGUUUUUUCUGUUUCAUGGUUGUUUGGAGGUUGAGUCAACAGACGAACCAGAUAAACUCACCUGAACGACUGGGACCAACGACCGACCGCUGCCACCAGCGUUAGCACAUGUACUGAUGACAGAACGACAAUAUAAACGCCACACGGACACACAAGAACCAACAAUGUAUUCAAGUGUUGACUUAAGACAAAACGAUCUUUGCCAAAUGUAGAAAAGUUUGAUUCCAGCCUCAUGAUAUUAAAAGAACUUGUGUAAAGAUAGUAAUGGUGUUUUCAUU
This is a messenger RNA of Betta splendens (Siamese fighting fish), 3293 nucleotides long. RefSeq names its product homeobox protein Hox-D9b-like. The transcript has 2 exons. Bases 598 to 1524 code for a protein of 308 amino acids. Gene Ontology annotation, cellular component: nucleus. Gene Ontology annotation, biological process: regulation of transcription by RNA polymerase II; proximal/distal pattern formation; embryonic skeletal system morphogenesis. The record is from RefSeq and is a predicted model, not a curated record. Gene Ontology annotation, molecular function: DNA-binding transcription factor activity, RNA polymerase II-specific; RNA polymerase II cis-regulatory region sequence-specific DNA binding. NCBI's taxonomy places the organism in Eukaryota, Metazoa, Chordata, Actinopteri, Anabantiformes, Osphronemidae.